Messenger RNA from Styela clava, 1120 nucleotides. The record is from RefSeq and is a predicted model, not a curated record. Lineage: Eukaryota; Metazoa; Chordata; Ascidiacea; Stolidobranchia; Styelidae.
CACGCACAAACAGGCAAACACUGCGUAGUGAAAGAUUGAAACCAAAAGGGACUUUAAAACAACAUUUUAUUUGGACUAACCCUAACACGAGUUGAGUCGCUAUCAUAACGGUCGCUGUUUUAAUGCGGUCGCCAUUAUAACAGUCGCUCACUUAAAUUACGUCGCCAUUAUGACAGUCGCUAUCCGCCUGGAUACCUAUGUAUACAUUAGUUGUAACUCGUGUGUGCAUAGGAGCAUCGUUACCCGGUGAUAUGGUCAGUAAUAAUAAAACAGUAUGGACAUUAGAGUGAAUGACCUUCUGAAACUUAAAGUUUUGUGCCCUGCUGAAGAUGCAACGAAAGUAUUUUCAAUAGUAGAGAAAAAUCGUCAGCACUUGCAGAUAUGGUUACCAUGGGCCAAAAUGAAUUCCUCCGUGGAACACGAAAAAAGCUAUUUGCAAAAAUGCUUGGAGAGAUAUGAAAGUGGAUGCGGAAUGGAAAUGGGAAUUUUUAAUAGGACCACAAAUGAGCAUGGAAUAGUUAACUGGAAUUUCAUAGGAAUGGCUGGUUUUGUUCGGAUAGAACGGGAAACUAUUGAAGAUUCGUUUGCAGAAGUUGGCUAUUGGCUGGAUUAUGACCACCGCGGUCAAGGCAUCGCGACAAAAUGUUGUCAAAAACUACUUGAAUUUGCUUUCACAUGCUUAAAUUUGGAUAAAUUGAAGAUAGUGGUUCACCAGGAUAAUCAACCAAGUAUAUCAGUCGCAGACAGGUUAAAAUUCAAGCUUACCAAUGAAAAGGUAACAGAACUGAAUCCCAGAUUCCAUGCAGAACCAAACAAACUUUUGGUAUUUGCUAUCUGUAAAAGGGAUUGGAGGGAUGCCCGGUAAUCAGCAUCUUUCAAUUGGCCCUAACGCCACUCGUAAUUUACUGAUUCAAUUAUCUCUUGUGUUUUGCCACAUUCGAUAGCAUGUUUCAUUUUGGUGAUGCAAACUUGAACAUUUUCAAAAAAUAUUUUAGAUACACGGUAAUUGAAAAAUUCCUUUAAACCAUCCGUUUUGCCAUUUUUUAUUGUAAUUUACGAUUUUCGGUACUGUAUUAAAAGUAUUGUUAUUUUUUGCUUCGGCUUUUGUUAUAUUAGUGGG